Sphaeramia orbicularis (orbiculate cardinalfish) is the source of this 1851-nucleotide messenger RNA. RefSeq names its product chromosome 21 C3orf38 homolog (gene c21h3orf38). Bases 100 to 993 code for a protein of 297 amino acids. The record is from RefSeq and is a predicted model, not a curated record. The transcript is spliced from 4 exons. Lineage: Eukaryota; Metazoa; Chordata; Actinopteri; Kurtiformes; Apogonidae.
GGAACUGAUUCUCCGGCGUCCUUUGUUCCUACACGGACUGUAUUCAGGAGGGACGCUACAUGGCCGCGGGGGAGCUUGUGUUUGUGUUUGGUAACGAAGAUGUCAGGGCUUUCAGCGACCGAGCGGGCUGGAUGUGUAAAGAUACUGAACUCAAUGACAAACGCGGAUGUAAUUUCUCUGAGUGACACGGUUACGAAUAAGUUAAUUGUCGUAGAAAAUAUUACAGAGGCUGUGGACGCGAUUCUGACUUUCAGUAAAAAUGCAGAAGAGUUUCUGAAGAGGAAAAAGGUUCAACGUGACCUUAUAUUUAAAUACCUGGCUAAAGAGGGGGUGGCGAUGCCUCCUAACAGCGAGAAACACCAGCUCAUAAAAAGGACAUUGGAACUUUGGUUACCUGGGAAGGUGUCAGCUGAUAAACAACUUAAAGAAGAGAACGGACCGACAGAGACGGCAUUAGAGUCUGCAGACAUGAAAUCUGAUGCAGGCUUUGAUCCUCAAGUCCUCGGCCAGCAGUUCUGCCAGUGGUUUUUCCACAUUUUAAACAGUCAGAACCCUUCACUGGGCCAACAGCCUGAGGACUGGGGACCACAGCACUUCUGGCCUGAUGUGAAGCUACGCCUACUCUCCAGAGCUGGCAGCGAACAGAUGGAUGAGUUUCUUGGUUCAGAACUGGUUAGUCUUCGCCUUUUAUCGUUGACUAGAGAGGAGCGCCUCCUGCUCAGCCCCAACCUGGAGCCCCAUGGUCUCAGGACCCUGUGUUCCCCCCAUGGCCUAGUGCUGGUGGCUGUUGCUGGGACCAUUCACAGAGAUUCAGCGUGUCUGGGAAUAUUUGAGCAAAUAUUUGGCCUUGUUCGUUCCCCGCUAGAGAAAAACACCUGGAAAAUAAAGUUUAUCAACUUGAAGAUCAGAGGACAGGAUGCUCUGGGUGGAACAGAGGUAGCAGCACCGGCCUUAACCUACAACUCGAGUGAAUUACAGCUUCUCUGCAGCUGAUGCGGAUUUUUUUUGUCUUCACUGGGCAUACUCACUUUACUGGACUUUUUCCUUUUGAUCCUGCCUUAAGCACAAUUCUUCUCUGAGCUUUCUCUGAGACUUUUGCUAAGUUGAAUGUGCAUCAGAGAUGUGAGCAUUUACAGGUACGGUAAUGUUACAUAUAAGCAUUAGUGCUCAGUUCAACAUUUGCUUUUGUUUGGCUGUUUACCAUUUUGUUGUUUUCAUUUUCCAGCCUGAACUGACCCACAAAAAUACAUUAACAAAGACAUUAUUUUUUGCGCACUGUUGUGACAAUGUAAACAUGGAGGCGGCUUGAGUCAGUGUUUACAGUUUCAUUUAUAUGUACAUGUGCAAUGAAAAGAAAUUCAUUUGUGGAUCAUAAUGAGAACCAGGAUGAGAAGAAAGAGCCAAACUUUUAUGGGUUUUUGUGAAGCUGCUAAUCCUGUGCUGAGAAGUGCUGGGAUCAUAACAUGAAUAUUUUUAUUUACUGUGCACAGUUACAGAAAAAUGAUCUGAUUUAGUCCACUUUUGUCACUAGUCCAAAUGUAACCUGAAUCAAGCGGCUACAUAGUGGAUGUAGAAUUAUAAACAGAACGUAAAACCCUUUAGUUUUUGUUAUGAGAGCAUUCAGCUUUAAAUAUACGGCGUCCCUGAACGCAAAGCAUGUUGUGCUUUGGUGACCUGUGCCUUAUACAACAAUACAAAGCAUAAUAAUGUUGUAAAUAUGUAACAUAUGAAGAUUCUAUUAUUAGAUGUGUACAUUUUUUGCUGUAAUGAUUUAAACAUAACUACUUGCAUACAGGGGACAUACUGUUUUUCAUAUGACAAUGCAAAGACAAUAAAUGUUUCAUAAUCUGA